ACAGGCAUUUACCGCCGCUGUUCCCCGCCUAGCCACGUCUCUGCCACGUCACCACGGCCACUCCCCGGGGAAGACGACCGUUCAAACCCGCCGCGACUACCCGACGGCGGCGCCCAUGCCGCCGCCUUCUCCCUCACGCCACUCCCACUCCGGCCACCGCCUCCACCUCCUCCUCCCCAAUCCCUAGCCUCUCUCGCCUCGCCGGCGCCGGCGUCGCCAUGGCGGCAGCCGCCGCCCCUCUCCCCACCCUCCCCCUCCUCCUCCUCCUCCUCACCUUCCUCUCCGCCGCCUCCGCGUCGCCGCACAUCUCCGCCGUCAUCUCCCAGUCGGGCCUCGACUUCGUCAAGGACCUCCUCGUGUCCCGCGCCGCGGAGGCCAUCGUGCCCCUGGAGGUGCCCGACAUCGAGAGGUCCGUGAGCAUCCCGGUCAUCGGCACCGUGGACAUGGUCGCCUCCGGCAUCGUCCUCCACGGCGUGGCGGUCGACGACUCCACCGUCGCCGUCGGGGACGACGGGAUCGUGGUGGCCGCGUCGCUGUCCAGCGUUAAUCUUACUAUGGGGUGGAGCUACUCCUAUAGCGCCUGGGUCGUCACGAUCUCUGACAGCGGUAAUGCCUCGAUUCAGGUUGAUGGAAUGGAUGUUGGGAUUUCCAUGGGGAUGAAGAAUCAAAAUGGGUCUCUCAAGCUGUUCGUUACAGAAUGUGGCUGUAAUAUGAAGAGCUUGGACAUAUCACUGAACGGAGGAGCAUCUUGGUUUUAUCAGGGGUUUGUAGAUGGUUUCAGUAAUCAUAUCAGAUCAUCAGUAGAAAAUGCAAUUACGAAGAAAAUAAUGGAGGGUGCAUCAAAGCUUGACUCAUUCCUUGGAAGCCUUCCAAAGAAAAUCGAUGUUGAUAGCAUCGCUGCUAUGAAUGUGACAUUUGUUAGUGAUCCACUCUUCAAGAGUUCCUCUGUGGAGUUUGAUAUCGAUGGACUGUUCAUUCCAUCUGAUAAAACUGCAGUUUCAAGACACAUGCAUUUUAGAGGUGUAAAAUAUGUACCACCUCUUGGUAGCUCUUCAAAAAUGCUAUGGAUUUCAUUGGAUGAAGAUGUUUUCAACUCUGUUUCAGCUCUCUAUUUCAAGGCUGGUUCACUACAACGUAUGGUGGAUAAAAUUCCUGAUCAGCUCUUCCUGAAUACUGCUAGUUGGAGGUUUUUGAUUCCAAGGUUAUAUCAGAAGUACCCCAAUGAUGAUAUGCUGCUGAAUAUUUCAGCUACUUCACCUCCUUCCGUGAGGAUUAAUGUGGGUAGGAUUGAUGCCGCAGUUGACUUAGAUGUCACAGUUAAUGUUUUGGAUUUUGAUGAGAUAGUUCCAGUGGCGUGCAUAUCAGUGUCAGUUACUGUCUCUGGAGCUGCAGUGGUUUCUGGGAACAAUCUUGCUGGAAGAGUCGAGUUAGAUUAUUUCUCAUUCACCUUGAAGUGGAGCAAAGUUGGCAAACUUCAUACCUUCAUAGUUCAGAGUGUGAUGCAGAUCUUGUUGAAAAAAUUGUUUGUGCCCUAUGUGAAUUCAUAUCUCAAAAGAGGCUUCCCAUUGCCUAUCAUCAAGGGGUUCUCCAUCAGCGAUGCAUACAUCCUCACUUCCCAGUCAAGAAUAAUUGUUAGCUCUGAUGUUGCCUUCAUCGGAGGUCAUACUCCCUAUUUAAGCCAAUGAAAGCAUCUGGCAAGAAGUAGGCUUGUUGCUCAAUCAGCAAAGCAUCAGAAAUCGCCAUGUCCCAUGGAACGUGUAGUGCUACUUCCUCAACAUGUUAGCAUUAUUUCGUUCUGCUGUAUAAUGUUCUUUUGUAAAUAACCGUAGGAGUUGUACAUAUGUAAAUCUAGGAACCAUAGAACUGUAGAAAUAGGCUGCUGCUAUACUGGAGAAAUGGUGGGUUGGUUGUGAUGUACCCACAAUUCUUCCAAAUGAACUGGCAAUAUACUUGUACACGUUCUGUCAAAAAAAAAAAUGUACACUCCACUGUAUAGUGUUCAGUUCUGUAAUCUAUGCUGAAUUUGCUGUAUUUAACCAUAAUCUGGAAAUGUAUCAUCGUUCCAGUAUCAA
Molecule: messenger RNA, 2072 nt
Organism: Oryza sativa Japonica Group (Japanese rice)
Lineage: Eukaryota; Viridiplantae; Streptophyta; Magnoliopsida; Poales; Poaceae
Product: putative BPI/LBP family protein At1g04970
Molecular function (GO): lipid binding
Source: RefSeq, a predicted model, not a curated record